Molecule: messenger RNA, 396 nt
Organism: Meloidogyne enterolobii
Lineage: Eukaryota; Metazoa; Nematoda; Chromadorea; Rhabditida; Meloidogynidae
Source: the annotation of a GenBank genome assembly
AAAGCAACCGAUGCUUCUGCUUGGGAAUUUAAUUAUUUAAAAAAUCAAGAUGUUUGGUGGGUACGUUGUGGUCAAAUGUUAUGGGCAGAAAUACCAGAAGGGCACUGUUUUUUUAAUGAAAGUGGUUUGGGUGAUCCCGAUAUUGAUAGAGUUAAUUAUUUAAAUGAGAUGGUUAAAUAUUGGGAAAAUCGUUCAAUGCUUGUUUCAUUCAGCAACUUUAGUAAACAAUAUAGCCUAAGUUUUUAUUGGUCUUCAUUAACAUUAACUACUUCCGGACAACAACCUUAUCCUACAGCAGCAAUGCAUAAUUCUUUAGAAAUUUUUGAUACAAUUGUUGGUGUUUUAGUUUUUGCUGUUAUUGUGGGAAGUGUGGGAAAUGUUGUAAGUGAAAUAUAA